AUGGCGUUUUGCGUGGGGUCACCGGCCACAGGUCCCUGGCCGAGUGGGACAGAGGACAGCCAGGGAGGCUGCCUGGUCCUGCCGGCUGCUGGGACGCAGCCCCACAUCGUGCCCCCACCCCUGGGAGCUCCGGGAGAAGAAGGGGCCUGGCUGCCCUCAGCAGUGCCGACCUUGAGGCCAGACAGCUCCAGAGAGCUGGGCAGGGUCAAUGUCCACCCACACGUGACGCCGUGGGCAGGGACGGGCGGCUGGGACGGGGCUGCUUCCUCGUCGGGUCCAGGCUGGCUGCUGUGCUGUGCCGAGGCCCACCAGGACAGGCAGGCUGACGGCAUGUCUGAGGUGGGAAAGGGCACCCUGACCACCCACGUGCUGAACACGGCCACGGGGCUGCCGGCAGCCGGCCUUGUCAUCCGCCUGGCCCAGCUGCAGGAGCCGGGGCUGCAGUGGACGGAGCUGGCACACAGGCACACGGAUGCGGACGGGCGCUGCCAGCCCCUCCUGGCACCGGGACAGGCCAAGGCUGGCACCUACAAGCUGCACUUUGAGACAGCUGAGUACUGGCAGGGACUGGGGCACACCAGCUUCUACCCCUUUGUGGAGGUCGUCUUCGUCAUCACUGACCCGGCACGGAAGCUCCACGUCCCGCUGCUGAUCAGCCCCUACUCCUACACAACGUACCGGGGCAGUUAG
Messenger RNA from Onychostruthus taczanowskii (white-rumped snowfinch), 690 nucleotides. Its product is annotated as transthyretin-like. The coding region runs from base 1 to 690 and encodes 229 amino acids. Gene Ontology annotation, molecular function: hydroxyisourate hydrolase activity. The record is from RefSeq and is a predicted model, not a curated record. NCBI's taxonomy places the organism in Eukaryota, Metazoa, Chordata, Aves, Passeriformes, Passeridae. Gene Ontology annotation, biological process: purine nucleobase metabolic process. The transcript has 5 exons.